This is a messenger RNA of Paralichthys olivaceus (Japanese flounder), 2500 nucleotides long. NCBI's taxonomy places the organism in Eukaryota, Metazoa, Chordata, Actinopteri, Pleuronectiformes, Paralichthyidae. The record is from RefSeq and is a predicted model, not a curated record.
CGAGUCACUCAGACGAAGGUUCAGAGGUGGAGUCGGAGCCCGAUCUGCCACUAAAGAGGAAGCAGCGGCGCAGUCGGACCACCUUCACCGCAGAGCAGCUAGAGGAGCUGGAGAGGGCCUUCGAGAGGACACACUACCCCGACAUCUACACCAGGGAGGAGCUCGCCCAGAGGGCUAAACUCACAGAGGCCAGGGUGCAGGUGUGGUUCAGCAACAGGCGGGCAAGAUGGAGGAAGCAGGCAGGAGCCAAUCAACUGAUGGCAUUUAAUCACCUGAUCCCAGGGGGUUUCCCGCCUUCAGCCAUGUCCAGUAUCCCUCCCUACCAGCUCUCUGACAGCCCCUACCCCCCAUCUAUAGCACAAGAGCCGCCCAGCACGUUGCAUCGGCCCCAGCCUCUGCCUCCAUCCUCGGCCCACCAGGCCUCUGGACCCGGAGGACAGGGUGAAGGAGGCUCUGCCUAUUGCCUCGCCUCUGGACGCCACUCCUUCUCAGGCUACUCCGACAGCUUUGUGAGCCCCGGUGGACCGGCCAAUCCCAUGAACCCCACCAUAGGAAAUGGCCUUUCUCCACAGGUGAUGGGUCUGCUGAACCCAGGCGGCGUGCCACAUCAGCCCCAAAGUGACUACGCCAUCUCACCUCUGACGGGCGGCCUCGAGCCCCCUGCCGGUAUGGCGGCCAGCUGCAGCCAACGCAUGGACCACAUCAAGGGCCUGGAGGGUCUGACCAGCGUUCCGUCCAUGUCUGCUCUGCCCUCCCUGCCCAGCUCCCAGUCCUACUGCACCCCCUCCUACAGCUCACCGGGCUACACUGUCGACCACGUCGCGUCCUACCAGUAUGGCCAGUAUGGACAAAGUGCCCUUUCUUAUCUGAGGCCCGAAAUCACCUGAUCAGAAGCUUUGGACAUUCGUGUGUACAGCCGUGGAAGUCUUUUAAAAUCUGGACCAAACUUUUUACUGCCAUUACCAGGACUAUGUUCUCCACUGUUGGACUUUGCAUGAUUAAUUCCCGGUGGAGAAAUGGACAAAGAAAAAAAAGAAAAGAAGGGACCACAAGAUGGAAUAUCAGACCAAAAACUGUUGAUUGACUGUGAACUUUGCUGCAUCAGUAUAGUCGAUGAGCAGCAGAGAUGUCAGGGACCAUCAACAGCGACCAAACUCCAUCUGUGGACUGCAGGGGUCUUUGUAAGGACAGCAAACCUAAAUCUAUCGUCACAGACUGCCAACGCUCGAAGGAACAUGUUUACAUAUCUUAGGGCCACGAGUUCAUAUGAAAUUCCACGUAUCUCUGACUUAAUCCCUGAAUUGUAUCUGCGGAAGGGCGAAAAGAAAAGGGCUUUGUUGAUUUUAUUGCAUUUAUUUGAGAUCUCUGCAUCCCACUCAUGGAGAGGAAUUCCAGGGAGAAGGAAAACAAAAAAACAAAUCUGUGGAUUUUAUUGUAUCUGAAACUCUAAUGUACACCACAUCUGUACUGCAGAGGUAGAGUUCACUCCUCCUAACCCCCUCCCUCCCCCGCUGUCUCCCUCUCUCUCUCUCCUCUCUGUCCUUCUGUCUCAUUGAUGUUUCGGACGGUGAGACGAGGAUUCCCGGGCCUUUUGUAGUUUUUAGAGCGGAGCUCGGAGGAGGUCAGGAGGUGACUUUAGGGAAAGUGACAGAUGAGAGAGCAGUAGAGGGCGGCGGCGGAGAAGUGGCUGUAAAGGAGUGGGUGGGGGAUAGGCAAGAUCGAUCACAAGGGUUGAGAAAAAAGAAAAAGAAAACCCUUUAAAGAUCCUUUCCUGGUGAAAAAAAAAGCCACCAGGUCACAAGUCACGAUCCAAGAGACACUUGAGAGACGGAGAGAGUUUAGACUGAAGACAGCCACUCUCCCAGCUGACUAGACGUGCAAUAUCAUGUAUCUCAGAGUCAACCUCACCAUUAAAACAGUAAAACAAAAAAGGUCUUACGAAACAGUUACUCUGGAUCUAGUUUGUAACUCUUGAACAACACAUGUGCCUUGGGAGGCUCUUGGGUCCAAAACAAAUAGAAAACAUUGUUAAUGUUGCUGUAAUUCUACACCGAGGGGACCACAUUUGUAAGGACUCAAGCGUCAUGAGGAAAAGAGCAAAUCAAGGGAAUAACAAUGUAAACAGAAAAUGACCAGGAAUGACAAAGCCAAAAAUUUAUUUUUUUUAAAGUUUUGUGUUGCUCUGGACCUUUUUUGUUUCCAUUUUGAAAAGGCGGGAUGGAAAAAAGAGGGUUCUGAUGCAUUGUGGACAUGUUUAUCAUCACAAACGUAUUGUAUGUCAGCAGUGUCAUUGUAAACCUUCUCCGCGUUGUACAAGCGACAAACAAACAUAAUCCAUCAAGUGCCUUCACGAGCGCUCUUGUUUUGACUAUGUUAGAGUGAAGCAGCCCUUUUAUUUCUUUGAUAUAUUUUUUGUAUUAUUUGACAAAGCGAUGUGACAUAUGUCAUGUGUACGAGCGCAUUAUCUCUACUAUUUAUAAUAAAAUCAAAAUUCUGAAAA